Melanotaenia boesemani (Boeseman's rainbowfish) is the source of this 5007-nucleotide messenger RNA. It is a transcript of the gene klf7b, whose product is annotated as Kruppel-like factor 7b. The transcript has 4 exons. Lineage: Eukaryota; Metazoa; Chordata; Actinopteri; Atheriniformes; Melanotaeniidae. Gene Ontology annotation, biological process: regulation of transcription by RNA polymerase II. Gene Ontology annotation, molecular function: RNA polymerase II cis-regulatory region sequence-specific DNA binding; DNA-binding transcription factor activity, RNA polymerase II-specific. The coding region runs from base 221 to 1150 and encodes 309 amino acids. The record is from RefSeq and is a predicted model, not a curated record.
GAUAAAAUAAUACACACUUUUUUCUCCUCCUAGCUUUUCUCCAUUUUAAUUAAAGUGCUCAGGUGCACUCAUUUGCACCAGCUGGAGCUUUCCCAGCUUUGGUUGUUUUUAUCUUUUUUUUUUUUUUAAUUUGUCCAGUCUGAGAAGAAGAAGAAGAAGAAGUGCGUUUUUCACGUUUGGAUUCCGGACUUCUUUUACUGACUUCUCUUUUACAUCAAACAUGGAUGUGUUGGCAAAUUACAGUAUUUUCCAGGAACUCCAACUCGUUCACGACACUGGUUAUUUCUCCGCUAUGCCUUCCCUGGAGGAGAACUGGCAGCAGACAUGUCUGGAGUUGGAGAGGUAUCUACAGACAGAGCCCAAGCGGCUGUCUGAGCUUUUUGAUGAGGAGCUGGACUGUCUCUUAACACCAGCGUUCAUGCAAGGCGGCGACAGUGACGAGGACCUGAUGGACCCCCUCCUUCCCAGCCUCCCUGACCAGCCCAGCCCGCCCCCGCUACUCGUAACCCUCCCCAAGGUCCAGACCAAAAUCCUCCAGGUCCCUCAUCCCAGCAAGAGUCAAGCAGUUGCUGGGACUGAAACCCUCCUGGUCAAGGACCAGGUCCUCGGAGGAGUCAGUGCCGCACAGCUCAGCGCUGCCGUCACAUCCCUAACACCACCUUCGUCACCAGAGCUCGGCCGGCACCUUAUCAAACCCACACAAACGCUGACUGCAACAGCAGACGGUACACUAACGCUUAAACUGGUGGCGAAGAAGGUGGGAUUAGGUGCGGCUAAGCUGGUGGCAGCACGAGCGUUACCGUCCCCGCCAAGCCGAGGAGGAGCCCUCAGUGACAGCGAGCAGGGAGGUGGAGGAAGUCUGGGAGGUGAUGUGCCAGAGAACAAGAAGCGAGUCCACCGGUGCCAGUUUAAUGGCUGCAGGAAGGUUUACACCAAAAGCUCCCAUCUGAAGGCACAUCAGAGGACCCACACAGGUGAGAAGCCCUACAAGUGCUCAUGGGAAGGUUGUGAAUGGCGCUUUGCCCGCAGUGAUGAGUUGACACGACACUACCGCAAACACACCGGAGCGAAACCAUUCAAGUGCAACCACUGCGACAGGUGUUUCUCUCGAUCGGACCACCUGGCCCUGCACAUGAAGAGGCAUAUCUAAAGACAAACAAGAAACAAGAAGGAGAGGAGGAGCAAGAAGAGGAGGAGGAAGAAGAAGAUGAGGAGGGGUAACAGGAGAGAGGAGGGGCAGUCAAGCUACCAACCACCCGCCUCAUUUGACCCAUCUAAAACCAGUUGUCUCCAACGGCCAUCUGAGACAGGAAUAAGAGGAAAAUGAGGAGUAGCUAGAUUGUUGUUUUUCUUUAAAAUUACACAUUCACAUUUGCAAUAGAGAACACUUCACACACCCGCCUUUGAAUGCAUCAUCCCGGUGAACCCCGGCCGCUCUCAUGCAGCUCUGGGGGCUUGGACACUGCCAAACCAACAUAUACAUAACUCAAUUGAUAAAACAUAGUGCCGCCUUAUUUUUUUUCUAUGUAUUCAGUGUGUUUACAUUAUCGAAUCACUUUGGUAAGCAGAUAGUAUGGUGGAGAAACUUAAUAUCCAUAUAGUCAGCUGUUAGUGCUUAACAAAUACUUUUUCUUUCUUUCGUUGUUGCUGGUUUUCAUACACGGAACAUAAGAAACCAUCAUCUGCCGCAGUCAGUCUGUAAUCUAUGUGAAGAAAACAACAAUGCUAAAUCUGCAGGAGAGAGACUGUACGGAUUGACUCCUAGCAUGGCUGACAAUCGAACCCAGGGCUCGGACACCGGGUGUUUGAGAGCGCCCAUGGGACCUCGGUCAGCGGAUGCUGCUGCAGCUCUCAGGCUCUCCUCCAGAAGGUGUUUUCAUCCCUCACCUUCGCUGAGACGCCUGCCGCCUCCGCAGGCCAUUUGACAGAAAUGCGCAGCGACACUUUCUUCCCUUUUUUUCUACUUAGAGGAUUAUAAUUCUUCUUAUUGUUGUUAUUAAAAAGAAAGACACUUUGAUCUUUUUUCUCUCUCAGAGAAAAUGUCUUAAAACUCAGUGAAAUGUGUUGAAAACUGAAAAUCUGAGAUGACUUCAGCAGAAUGUGUGGGAAGAGAAGGAGAGCGUUGUUGGUCUUUUUAUUCCCAUGUGCACCGACUCUGCAUCUGCCGUCUGUAAGCAACCAGUGGAUGGAGGGAAACAAAACAAAAAGGAAAUGGAAUCAAAUCUCAGAAAAGGGAUUUGUGUUUUAUUUGGACUGAAAUAAAAGCAGAAAGCAGAGAGUUCUUCAUUUUUCAGUGCUGGUCUUUCUGCCCUACGCAGCUGAAAAACAAAACCCUGCUCUGACCUCCUGCUGUCUCACACUCUACCAGUCAGGAGGAAGAACCGCUAAAAACUGGCAACCUGUAUUUUUUUGGGAUUUCUUUUUUAUUAUUAUUAUUAUUAUUCUUAAAAGUCAUCCGUGAGUGCUUUCACAGACUCUGAGAUUUCAUCUCCCUGGCAUCACUGCAGGGCAAGAACGGAGGCUGAAAAGCUGUUUUUUUGGUUUUUCUCAUGGGGACUAAAGAUGCCAGCCAACCUUUGCGUGUCGGCUCUGAACAGAAACGGUCACAUCGACCCGUCAAAUUUGCCUGUUUCGUAUCCAUUGACUGCACUGACUUUUUUUCAAUGUUAUCUGUGCUUUUUCUUUUCUACAGCGAUAAAUAAGAAAAAAAGGAACACAAAGAAAAAAAAUCAUAAAAGACUUGAAAAAAUACAACACAAAAACAAUCCUGUCUCGCUCUACACUUUGCAUACAAAACAAGCACACGUACUCUGUUAACACACACAAACACACACACAUUGCAGUUCCUACGCUCACGGCUCUUCUCAAGAUAAGAAUAAUAAGAUUUAGGAAAAUAAUUAUGAAACUAAUGAACAGAGUCAGAAAACAAAACACUGCAUGGUGGGCUUUAUUACAAAACACGCACACACACUCCAGCUCAUGAAUGCACACACGCACACUUUUUCUGGAAUUAUAUGUUCUGCUCCCAAAUCUUUUUUCACAGUAGGAAUUUAGCAACUGUUGUUUAGUGGAAGAGUAUCUUAGCUCUUGGCUGGAAGUAACAAACAAUUCCAAAUCCUUUGAAGUGAGAAAUCAGCUUGUUCUCAGCUCCAACAAUCUCCCACAUAACCCUCGCUACAGUAUGCACCUCUCAUUUAAUCAUUUUACUUCAGUUUGUGGUCACAUUGUUGGUAUUAGCAGGUAUUUUCAUCAGCAAUAACUUGAAGUGAAAAAACUGCAGCAGGUGAAUUUUAAAAACAACAGCAGUCAUGUUGCUAGAAGGGUUAGCAUAGCUGCUUCUUUAAAUACCUCCAAAAUCGCAAGAAGAGUCUAAAAAAGGUCAGAAUAGACUUCAAAAUUAAUACAACUUUUACUUGUAUUUGUUUAUUUGAUUGUAAUUAGUAUUAAGCUGUCUUUUUUUCCCGACUUACCCUGCUUUUGGGCUCCAGUUUCAUUCAACGAAUAAAUUAAAUACUUAUUUCCAAGUUUUGCACAUAUGUCUUUAAAGCUGAGUCUAUAUUUUGCGGUUAAUUUAAACAGAAAAUGCUCAAUUUGAAUGCACAAAGGGAAAUAUUGCAUCUACAAAGCCAUAAAAAAACUGUUUCAAUUUAUUUCAAAAAGUUUCAAAAACUGUCUAUUCAGUUGUGUUUAUAAAGAACAAAAUGCAUUUCUUGGAUCUCAUUUUAAACAUAUUUACAAUUAAUCAUGAUAUCAGAUUUAUCUGAGGUUAUAGGUGAUUUGAAUUGUUUAAAAAAUGUAAUGUUUCUGGGAAAUGAAGUUCAAGUUUUAGUCUGUUUUGAACAUUAGAAACCCUAAAUUGUCACCGGUUCGGUUGUACCAGCUGUUCUUGUAAUGCUAGUUGUGCACAGAUCUUUAGAUGCAGAAACAGAAUUAAUUUAUCUCAGCAAAGCAAAUCUUUGCUACCGAAAUUUGAACAGAAACUAUAGAGAUGUUUGGUGCAUCACCUGCAGCAUUUUGAAAUCUCUUUCCUGUUAGUUGAAACCAAUGACCUCUAUAUGAUACCAGAAUGUGAUCACUAUCAAAGAAACAAAAAGAUUGAUGAGAGAAAACUGGGGCAAGCACACAUCUUCAAUGCCUGCUUCCUUCUUUCGCUGCAUUGUUGGAGAAAAAAAAAAAUAAUCUUGUCUUGCAAUCAGCACUCAACACCAACGCUCACACGGCUGCUCUAUCCGCCCACCAACACCCACAUGCCCCAUAGCACUUGCAAACAGUCCAAUACUCACUGUUGCUGACUGGUGCAGUUGGGUGAGGGUGCAGGUUCCUGAAGCUGGUGGGGGAUUUUACAUCCCAGCAUGCCCAGUCAUCAUGCUAGUUGGCCUUGCCAGCUUUCAUUAGGUGUAACAGAGAAAACAUUCCCCUCCAGGGGGGUUUAUGGUGCAGCUUUGAACAAUCGAUACCAAAAACCUCCAGCAUGGAACUGCCCUUCAGCCAUGGGCAGAGUCUCCCCGGUCAGGAGAGAUCAGCGUGACACCGCCUCCGUAUGAGUCCUGUGUAUCUAGCGGCAGCUCUCUCUACUAAAACUCUUUCCGUCUGCUAAAUAUGUCAAAGCAGCUCAUGUUUAGGAUCCAGUGUUUCAUUUUUUAUUUCACUGUUGCUGGUUUCUUUUACAAAAAGUGUUGAUGGUUGUUUUCCUCUUGGAUGAUGCAAAGUCACGCCAAAAUGUUGAGGCAUGCCAAGAGAUGAGGAAAGAAGCCCUCCUAUACAGGAUGUACAAUCAAAAGAGAAUGGGGAUGGUAGCACUUUGUGAGGCUUUUAACGGCAUGAAUGUGUGUAUGUGUGUAUCCCCAUUAGGCAUACUGUGAGGAAAGCAGCCAUUAGGCGAUGGUUCAAAGCAGAUUUUUAACUUCUGAACUAGUGUGCAUCUAUGUGGGGGGAGUAACUUGAUACAGUUGGUGUUGGAUUUGUUUUUGUUUUUUUUUUGUUUUGUUUUUUGUUUGGUUUUGUUUU